CUCAGCCCUCCCAAACGGGCCCUAAGUUCUUUGGACAUGGGAGUUGGGACAAGUUCAAUUCCAAUUUCCGGCAAAACGGCAAGGUCACGAUGUUACAGGGAGAUGCCAGAUAAUUUUAACGCCAUCGGCGGGGAAAUACCGGCUAAAUCACCGGAAGUAUUACUGCAAGGCUUUGACUUUCCACCGAGGAUCUCUCUGCUUUUGUUUUUUUUUUUUUUAUUCUUCCCCCUUUAUUCGUGUUCAGGAUGUUCAAAUGAUGAAACUGGAGGAGUAAUUUAGGUUUUCUGAUCUAUCUGAAUCAACACAAAGAAUUGGGAGUUUCAGUAAGUAUAAGUCAAUUAUUUGUUGGACAUUUUUUUAUCUGUCGAUUAUUGUUCAAGGUUUUCAAUUGUUUAUGAUGUCGAAAGUCGAUUCUGGAAAGAAAAAUGGUGGCGAUCCUGGUAACGGGAGGUUGUUGCAUGAACUUGAGGUGCUGAGCAAGGCUCUUUAUCUCAACAAAGACCCUCCAAAGGGUAUGAUUUCGGGCUCCGAUGGUCGAGCCAAAUCUUCUGGAAAAACCCAUGUCCCCGAGUUAAAGCCGAAACCUAGGUUUCUGAAGGAAGACUUGUCUCACAAGAAAAAGGACUUGUUGCAGAAGGACAAGAAGUCUCUAUGGGAUUGGAAGCCCUUGAAAGCUUUAUCACACAUUCGGAGUCGUAGAUUCAAUUGCUGUUUCUCUCUGCAAGUACAUUCAAUCGAAGGAUUGCCACUAAGUUUCAACGAUAUCAGUCUAUGUGUUCACUGGAAGACGAGGGAAGUCGGGUUGCAGACACAUGCGGCUAGGGUUUUUGAAGGGACCGUUGAUUUUGAAGAAACAUUGACACACAAAUGUUCUGUCUAUGGUAGCCGUAACGGGCCUCACCAUUUGGCCAAGUAUGAAGCGAAGCAUUUUUUGCUCUAUGCUUCUGUGGUCGGUGAUCCUGAACUAGAUCUAGGGAAGCAUCGGAUCGAUCUUACCAGGUUGUUUCCUCUUACUUUGGAGGAAUUGGAGGAGGAGAAGAGCUCGGGAAAGUGGACAACCAGCUUUAAGCUAUCGGGCAAGGCCAAAGGUGCUACUCUGAAUGUUAGUUUUGGAUUUUCAGUAAUAGGGGAUGAUCCGGUUGAAUCUGGUGGUGUUAGAAACGCUCCUCAAGUUUUGAACUUGAAGCAGAAUAGACCCAUUGCAAUAAAGCCUGUGAAUGGUUUUGAUAGAGGUCACAGCCACACUCUUCGGAGAGAUGGAAGCCUUCCUGGCAUUCCUAACCAAAGCUCUCACCUCCUAUCUCAGUCUGUGGAAGACGUGAAGAUUCUUCAUGAGGUUUUGCCAACUUCAAGGUCAGAGCUAUCCACUUCAGUAAAUUUGCUUUAUCAGAAGCUUGAUGAAGACAAAUUCAACUCUCUUGGGGAUUCCAAGCCCGAGUUUGAGGUUUUCUCUGAAAAUGUUGAGCCCCUCAAACCAAUUUCUAACUCUAUUUCUGAGUCUGCCAAAAAAUAUUCUGAAAAUACAUCGGAAGAUCCUGAGUUUAGUGUUAUUGACAAGGGGAUAGAAAUGUCUGGGAAUGAAGAUAUGAAGCUUGAUGAUGACAGUGAGAAGGCUUUUGAUGAUUCUACUGUAGAAACUAUCAAGACUGCUGAGAUCAACAUGGACAAUGAGGUGGCCCCUGAAGUGGACAUUAAGCCUAAUUUCCAAGGUGAGGCCUAUGGUAAUUUUAAAGAUGAUUUGUUGGUGGAUGAAUACAAAUCCAAAAAGAGCGAUACAUGCACCAAACAAUCGCUCAUGGAGGAACUAGAACAGGCUUUUCAUAACCUGUCAAUUAUGGAGUCAGAAAGACUAGGUUCUCCCCCAGCAAAAUGCCAGUCACCUGAGCAAGCAAAUUACAUGGAAGUUAAAUCCAACUAUAAAGCAAGUAAAAUGGGCAAGUCUCUGAGUUUGGAUGAUGUUACAGAAUCCGUUGCAAGUGAGUUUUUAAGUAUGCUUGGAAUUGAUCACAGUCCAUUUGAGUUGAGUUCUGAUAGCAAUCCUGAGUCUCCAAGGGAGCAAUUAUUAAGGCAAUUUGAAAAGGAUGCCCUAGCUGGUGGCAACUGCAUCUUUGGUUAUGAUUCUGGCAAUGAGAAAGAGGUAGAAUUUGGUUAUGAUGCCCCAACUAGUCCUGGUUUGGACUUCUCUGAGGAUUUCAACUUGUCAUCGGUUGUUCAUGCUGCUGAGGUAGAUCAUCAGAAAAUGAUGCAGGCGAUGAAGGGUAAAACGAGGGCCAAAAUGCUUGAAGAUUUGGAGACAGAAACUUUGAUGCGAGAAUGGGGUUUGAAUGAGAAGGCUUUUCAGAGUUCACCUAACAGCUCUGGUGGAUUUGGAAGUCCAGUUGAUCUACUACCUGAAGAGUCACUCAUGUUACCUCCCCUUGGAGAGGGAUUGGGUCCAUUUAUCCAGACAAGGGAUGGGGGAUUCUUGCGCUCAAUGAAUCCUUCACUUUUCAGAAAUGCUAAGAAUGGUGGGAGCUUGAUCAUGCAGGUCUCUAGUCCUGUUGUAGUGCCUGCUGAAAUGGGUUCUGGUAUUAUGGAGAUACUACAACGUUUGGCCUCUGUUGGAAUUGAAAAGCUCUCUAUGCAGGCUAAUAAGUUGAUGCCAUUGGAAGAUGUUACUGGGAAGACAAUGCAUCAAGUAGCAUGGGAAGCUGCACCAUGUCUGGAGGCAACAGAGAGGCAGGGAUUAUUGCAGCAUGAAUCAGUUGUUGGGCAAGAGACAUUUGGUGGAACAAAGAAAGGUAGAAAUGGGCACAAGUCUAAUAACUUGAACAUGAGCUCCUUAAGUGGACAAAUAGGAUCAGAGUAUGUGUCUCUGGAAGACCUUGCUCCUUUGGCAAUGGACAAGAUUGAAGCUCUCUCAAUAGAAGGCUUGAGAAUACAAUCUGGCAUGUCUGAUGAGGAUGCACCUUCAAAUAUCUGUCCUCAAUCAAUUGGGGAGAUCUCGGCCCUUGAAGGGAAAGGAGCUAAUACCACUGGCUCUCUUGGUUUGGAGGGAGCUGCAGGAUUGCAGUUGUUAGACAUUAAAGAUUCUGGAGAUGAUGUUGAUGGAUUAAUGGGUCUCUCAAUAACUCUGGAUGAGUGGAUGAGGCUGGAUGCUGGUAUAGUUGAUGAUGAAGAUGAAAUCAGUGAGCGGACUUCAAAGAUACUUGCUGCUCAUCAUGCUACAUGCACUGAUUUGAUUACUGGAGCACAAAAUCGAGACAAGAAACGUGGCAAGGGUUCUGGUAGAAGGUGUGGUUUGUUAGGCAACAACUUCACAGUAGCAUUAAUGGUGCAGCUUCGAGAUCCCUUACGUAACUAUGAGCCAGUUGGUGCCCCAAUGCUUGCUCUAAUUCAAGUGGAGAGGGUUUUUGUUCCUCCAAAGCCCAAAAUAUACUGCACAGUUUCAGAAAAGAGAAACCAUGAAGAAGAAGAAGAAGAAUCUGAAACAGUGGUGAAGGAAGAAAUCAAGGACGAGACAGUAGAUAGAAAGGAUGAAGAAGAAGGCAUUCCUCAAUUCAAAAUCACCGAAGUUCAUGUUGCAGGUCUGAAGACAGAGCCUGGCAAAAAGCUCUGGGGAACCCCAAAGCAGCAGCAAUCUGGAUCCCGCUGGUUGCUUGCAAGUGGCAUGGGAAAAAGUAGCAAGCAUCCAUUUAUGAAGUCAAAGGCUGUCACAAAAUCAACUCCCCAGAUGACAACAACAGUGCAGCCUGGGGACACCUUGUGGAGCAUCUCAUCACGUGUUCAUGGAACUGGGGCCAAAUGGAAAGAAUUGGCGGCACUGAAUCCACAUAUACGGAACCCAAAUGUCAUCUUCCCAAAUGAAACUAUUAGAUUGUGUUAAACUGUGCAUGCAAUUUAAAACCAUCCAAAUGGGAUUGAUGUACUACAUACCACCCAUUUUAUAGGGAUGUAUGAAGGUAUGCCGUUGAAACUUGCUGAGAAUAGAGCAGCGUUGAGUUUUUUGUGCAGGCAGCAAGAUUGAGUGGUUCAAAUUGUAAAUGGGUUAAUGAAUGUAAGCUAAAUGGUUCUUGGUUCUAAACAGCAAUGAUGGUAUCUGGCGGUUGAACUUUACCUUGUAUUUAGUAAUGGCUAUUGGCUAGCCAUGCAAAGAAAAUAAAAUGGUAAAUGUCCCCUUAA
Nelumbo nucifera (sacred lotus) is the source of this 4161-nucleotide messenger RNA. The record is from RefSeq and is a predicted model, not a curated record. NCBI's taxonomy places the organism in Eukaryota, Viridiplantae, Streptophyta, Magnoliopsida, Proteales, Nelumbonaceae.